Molecule: messenger RNA, 3921 nt
Organism: Photinus pyralis (common eastern firefly)
Lineage: Eukaryota; Metazoa; Arthropoda; Insecta; Coleoptera; Lampyridae
Product: tonsoku-like protein
Exons: 12
Coding region: 158-3868 (1236 amino acids)
Molecular function (GO): protein binding
Source: RefSeq, a predicted model, not a curated record
UGCAUGAGACGUCCCGCGCCCGCCCAUUUUUUAAUUUUGUUUGGUUAUAAGUUUUGUUGUUUUUAGUUAUGAUCCUUCUAAUAAACUAUAUGUAUUUUCUUUUUAAUAUUUUGCAUCAAAAGGAAAGGUUCUAAUUGGCCCCUUUGCAAAUCCAACGAUGGUUAAAACGCAAGAGCAAAAACUGAUCAGACGUAAACACAAAGCGCUAGAGAAUGGACAUCAAACGACCCUAGCGUCGAUAUGCAUAGAUUUGGGAGAGUUUUACGAUCAGGAAGAGAGAUACGAGGAUGCCAUCGCCGAAUUUCAAAUUGUCGCCGACAUUUACAAGGAGAUGGGGAAGCUGUUGGACUACGGACGUGUGUGUAGAGGAAUCGGCGAGGCGUACAUCAACUUACAGGACUACGAGAAGGCUUUGGAGUACCAACAGACCUAUUUGGAAAUCGCCAAGGAGCAAGGUAAUAAAUUGGAAGAGCAACGUGCACUCGCCACCAUUGGCCACAUACACCUAACGCGGUAUUUGAACGAAGUCGACAAUCCCAACCAACACACUCUACAUUCGGCGUCGAAAGCGUUUAAGAAAAGCUUGACCAUCUGCGAAAGCUUGACAGACGUGAAAAAGCACGAGCACAAGGACAUGAUCACGCGACUUCUCGCCAAUUUGGGCGUGGUAUACGAGUGCGAGGGGAAGUACGAGAAGGCGGAGGAGUUGCUGAGAAAAUCCAUCGAUAUUUGCAAGACUCACGAUUUGUUCGAGCAGUUGCAGCGCGGUUACACGUGCCUGGGUACGUUGUACGUGCGCAAGAAGCAGUACGAUGAGGCGAUUCGACAGUAUAAUUUGGCAAUGGAGGUUGCAGGAAGACUGAAAAAUAAAGCUCAAUUAGUCAGCGCUGCAUUACAAUCCAAGGCAGAUAUUCUAAUAAAAAUGGCGGAUUUUUACGGCGCACGAACUCAGCUGCUUAAGGCCUACAAACUGGAACAAUCGAAUGCAGAUGAUAGGCGCGUGAUCGAGCAAAAUCUGAAGAUUGUUGCGGCGAUGUGCAAGGUUGAAGAGUCGCUCCUAACAACCGACAAUCGCGAUUACGUCACAAAGAAGAAUCUCUACGAAAAGCUAGGCGAUGGAGCUUCGCAUUUAAAAAACUUUUCGUACGCCAUAGACUGCUAUCAGAAAAUGUUGGAGGCGGCGACGAAUAAUAAAGACACGGGCUCACAGCUUAGCCCGUGCUACAUCAGCCUGGCCGAGACAUAUCGGGACGACAAGCAGUACGAGAACGCGGUCAAGUACUUUCGAGAGGACUACAACAACAGUGACGUUCCGCGGGAGCAAGUCGCGACAUUGCUUAGUAUCGCCGACUGUAUGGACGCGGGAGAAUACGAUUCAAACGAAAUUGUCGGCGUUUACGAUGAGGCGCACGGCAUGUGCAGAGUAAUCGGCGACGGGCGCCUAAGUUUUAAAGUGUUAGCGAGUUACGCGGCGUUCCUAAAGAGGCAUCGCAUGCACGAAAAUGCUGUUAAAAUUGAACAACAUCUCAACGCGAUUAAUGGGGCGGAUGUCGAUACUGAUUCCGAAGCCGCAGAUGCGGUGUUAACACCCAACUUAGGUGACGACAUAUCAAUUAAAGAUAUCACGGACAUAUCUGAUGAUAGCGACACAGAAAACCGCACCACCCGAAGGCGAACAAAAGGUUAUGUGGUUAAACGUAACAAUAAGGGCGAAACUCAACUGCACACCGCUUGCAUCCACGGCAAUUUUGAGCUGGUAAAGAGACUGAUAACCCAACGCCAUCCCGUGAAUAUCCGAGACAACUGCGGCUGGCUACCCAUUCACGAGGCCUGCAUUUGCGGCCAGCUGGAAAUUGUGCGGUUGUUAAUUGACAACGGCGCCUCGAUCAACGAUCGGGGAGGUACUCUCUGUGAAGGAACAUCGCCGCUUCACGACGCCGCACUCAACGGACAUCUCGAAGUGGUCCAGUUGCUACUGGACAGUGGCGCGUCGUCCAUUGCGAAGAACGACAGCGGACAAAUUCCUUUACAGGUCCUGAAAGCGUGGCGAGCCGGUCGCCAAUUGGACGAUACCCAAGAGGCCUUAUACAACGGUCUGGUGAGACGGCUUUCGGGCGAGGCCGGAAAGCUGGGGCUGCCGGAGGAGUCUGUCGAUUUGAGCGAAAGCUCCGCGUUUGUCGCGAACUGUAGCGACGAAGAGGAAGGGGUCGUUCCCGCGCAACGAAAGCUGAGAGAUCGGCGUUGUUCACAGGUUGGCAAUUUGCGCAGAAACGUGGGCUGUGACGAGGAUUUGGAUCGAGCGAGAAAAAAGCGGCACUCGACGGAGAGCUCGACAUCCGCCAAGGAUGAGUAUAGAAAGGUUAUGGAACAAAUGAGGCAUCCUACCAGAGAGAAGUCUGGGGAUAGGAAACGAAAGUCGACUGAGAAUAUCAAACAGUCGGUGUACGUGGAGGGCGAUGAUGAUAAUUGGUUGGAAAAUGAUGUGGCAUCCACGAGUAAAAAGCGUAAAACUACGAGCGCCACCUUUCGUCGACACAGCAGCGCCAGCGCCACGAACUUGCUACCGGUACCCGCAUCCGAAAUUCACACACGAACAAUCAAAUGGUUGGCGGAUGAGGCCUCUUUAAGAUUUAGCAGGAAAGAAUGCAUGAAACCCGACCUAGAAUUAGAAACAAAAAAUGGAGCAGUGCUCGCCGACGAUGACUUUAUAAGCGUCUUAUUCUCCGCCGGCUUGUCACACGCCGAAGAAGUCGAAGCACGCAUUACCAAGUGGAACUUACUGCCCCUUUCGGAGAGAUACGCCGAAGCCUGCGCCGUCGAGACCAUCGCCCCCUCGGACGAGCUGAUGAAGAUCUUGGAAACCGUGUCGAUAUCACUGAGUUUGGCCAACUUAAACUUGGGCGACCGAAAGAUCAGUCCCUUGUGCAGGGUGAUUAAUCGACAGCUAAACUUGCACUCGCUAAAUUUAUCGGGCAACUUCAUACACGACGACUGCUUUCAAGUGCUGUGCACGUCGUUGCCCACCCUUGAAAACUUAUGCGACCUGAAUUUAAGCCUGAACCAGCUGACGUGCGUCAGCCUGCGAUAUCUCACCGAGGUGUUCACGCAAACGCCCACCCCAGUUUUGGCGAAUCUCACCAAGCUCGACCUGAGCCACAAUCCGCUCGGAAACGAAAGCCUCAACUUUCUGAGCGUAAUCACUCGACACUUGAAGCUUAAAACGUUAAACCUGGCGGACGUCGACUUUACCGGCGGGUUAUUCGCGAGCGAGCAGCAAGCCGAUUUAAACUUGGACUCGGUGUCCAAUUUCGAUGUCGGCUACAACCGAUUGGGAAAUGACGAAAUCGCGACGUUUCUCUCCUGGCUCAAACCGCAAAACAUCGAAUCGUUAAACUUAGGGGAUUGUUCCGAAAUCGGUGAGGGUUUGGUCAAGUCGGUCGUCGAAUGGAUGCAAACGCGCGGUAACACCGGGCUACCGUUGAAGGUGUUAAAUCUGUCGAGGACUUGUGCAACCGACAACGAAAUUUUUGAGCUGUUAAGGUACUUGACUAUCGCGAGUCAACUCUUCUCGAUUAAUUUGAGUUACAACGCGAGUUUAACUACUCCAUCCCUGAGGCGCGUGUUGGAAAGCUGUCCGACAGUGACACACUUGAAUUUGACAGGAUGUGAUAAUAUAGUUAAAAAUUUGGAAUGCUGCACGGAAGAAUUUUGGAAUGGUGUUCGUCUAAGAGAACUAAAGCUCUCGGGGGAUUUUGAGAAAUAUGCCAGAGCGAAAGAGACUGUUGUGAAUAUGUGGAAAAGUAUUCAUAAUGGCGGCGCGCGAGUGCUGCAAUUACGAAACUUUCUCCAUUUUUCACUUGUGAAAUAGUAAAUAUUUUUUUAUUUCUGUAUUAUAAAUAAUAAAGUUUGUCUAUUUUGCCU